Knipowitschia caucasica is the source of this 2370-nucleotide messenger RNA. The record is from the annotation of a GenBank genome assembly. Lineage: Eukaryota; Metazoa; Chordata; Actinopteri; Gobiiformes; Gobiidae.
AUGGGGACUGUCCCGAUACAGGAACCGCCUGCAUAUGACACUCUCUACGCCAACAACCUCGAGUUAAAUUUAGCAUCAGCAACCACCUCGCGCUCAUCCCACUCAAAGCACAGCCACUGUUUGGAAAGUGUGAAUGAAACACACGUGCUGAAGCAGUCACCCACACGGACUGAGUACAGUGUGUGGGUUCAUGAGAGUUCUGUGACCGAGCAGCAUCCAGAUAUCAGGAUGUCAAAGCCAAUGGAGGUGGAGAAAAUGGGGGCCGAUUCGCCGCUGGACUGCACAGACUCAGAACGGAAUGGGCCUGAUUCGAACCAUCAGGCUCAGUCGAUGAAAGUGAACCCCUUCCCCAGCCUGUCCCCUGCCCUGAACAGCGCGAAGACAAAGAUGGAAGAGUGUGCAGACAUGUCCCCAGCUCUCCCUCCUUCCCACGGGCCGACCCCCUCCCAGACGGCCCUCCAGCAGCACACUCCACUCAUGCUGACAGGCUCCCAGUUCGCUGCAGGGCUCACAGCGCUGCUGCCGGCUCAGCAGCAGUUGUUGCUGCAGCAGGCUCAGGCUCAGCUCUUGGCUGCAGCCGUGCAACAGUCUCACGCCGCACACACUGCCGCUCAAGCCAAUCAGCAGGCGCAGGCUCAGGCCGUGGCCAAUCAGCAAGCUCAGCAGCAGCAGCAGCAGCAGGUGGGACAGGUGCAGAGCCAGGGGGUGGGGCCACAGGAGCAGACCCCCCAGAGUGUGACUGUGCCCCCUCAGCUCGCCUUGUCACAGCCCAUCCAGCUCACCGCACAGGACAUCCAGCAUCUGCUACAGCUCCAACAGUUGGUGUUGCUGCCUUCAAACCCACUCUCCUCUCCUCAGUUCCUCCUGCCACAGGCCCAGCAGGGACAGCAAGGUCUCUUGUCGACAUCAAAUCUUAUUUCGCUACCUCAGCAAAACCAGGGGAGCCUGCUGUCUGCGCAGAGCAGGAUGGGCCUCCAAGCACAGCGAGAUAAGAGCGCAGAGGUGAGUGUGGGCGGCAUGACCGGUGUGACGUCUGUGACCCCUCAUCCAGAAGAGCCCAGCGACCUGGAGGAACUAGAGCAGUUCGCUCGCACUUUCAAACAGAGACGCAUAAAACUGGGCUUCACACAGGGCGAUGUUGGUUUGGCCAUGGGGAAACUGUACGGUAAUGACUUCAGCCAGACCACUAUCUCCCGCUUUGAAGCCCUCAACCUGAGCUUUAAAAACAUGUGCAAACUCAAGCCACUGCUGGAGAAGUGGCUCAAUGAUGCAGAGACCAUGUCCAUCGACAGCACCCUCCCCAGCCCCAGCUCCCUCUCCUCUCACUCCAUGGGCUUCGAGGGCCUCCCGGGCCGGCGCAGGAAGAAGAGGACCAGCAUCGAGACAAACGUGCGCGUGGCCCUGGAGCGCUCCUUCAUGACCUCGCCCUCUGCUCUUGCCUCGUACCAGCAGAACCAGAAGCCCACGUCAGAGGAGAUCCUUCUGAUCGCAGAGCAGCUCAACAUGGAAAAGGAGGUGAUCCGGGUUUGGUUCUGUAACCGACGGCAGAAGGAGAAACGCAUCAACCCCAGCAGUGCCACGCCUCCUCUGCCCAGCCAGCCGCCCACUGGCCCCUCCGCACACAAGACCCCCUGCUACAGCCCACACCUGAUGUCCAGCCAGAUGUCCACCCAGCUGUCGCAGCCCGUGACCAGCCUCAGCAGCACUCCAGUGAGCAGCAUGUCCUCCAUGUGCUCCCUGACCUCCAGCCUCGCCUCCAGCCUCUCCUCGAGCCACCCCUCUCUGAUCUCCGCCUCCUCUCUCAGCUCCGCCCCCUCCCCAGUGACUCCUCCCCCUCCACCCCGCAGCACGGCCAGCCCCGCCACCCCCAGUCACAGUGCACUCAGCCUCAACACAGGCUUAUGGCGUAUGGGCAAAAAGAACGGUGACGUGUCUAACUACAUCACUGAUUUUGCUGCAAACUUGAGGAACACUGUGAUGGGAAUGAACACGGGGAUGAACCCCGCCCUCUUCGGUACCAAUCCCCUGGCCACUAUCCAAGCCCUAGCAGCCAGUGGUGGCCAGCUGCCCCUUUCCAGUCUUGAGAGCAGCAAACAGGUAAUGCUGGGGGCGUCGGGGGGGCAAAGUGGACACCUGCCCUCCUCCCUGUUCCUGAAGCACCCUGCCCUGCUCCACAUGGCCCAGUCCCACGGUGCCGGUCUGGUCAGCGCAGCCGUAGCCAAAGCCUCGCAGUCCUCCCCGUUCCAGUGUGCUGGCAGCAUAAGCCCCACCCUCUGCUCCCCGUCGCCCUGCUCUAGCCCCGCCUCUUCCUGCUCCUCCAUCGAAAUGGCACACAGCCCACCUUCACUGGGAGGAGCCAAGAUGGAGUGA